This is a messenger RNA of Musca vetustissima, 1620 nucleotides long. Its product is annotated as cytochrome P450 CYP12A2-like. NCBI's taxonomy places the organism in Eukaryota, Metazoa, Arthropoda, Insecta, Diptera, Muscidae. The transcript has 5 exons. Bases 1 to 1620 code for a protein of 539 amino acids. Gene Ontology annotation, molecular function: monooxygenase activity; oxidoreductase activity, acting on paired donors, with incorporation or reduction of molecular oxygen; heme binding. The record is from RefSeq and is a predicted model, not a curated record.
AUGAUCAAAUAUAGACAAACAACGAGAUAUAUAAAUUUCUUAAGCCGGCAGAGAGCACAACAACUACGUUUCACAUCCACAAAUGUCCAGAAUUCGCCCAGUGAAAACAAAGCAUUGCCCACAGAAUGGCAAAAUGCAAAACCCUUCGAAGAGAUACCCUCGAUGGGUGACAAGUCCAUGAUGAAAGAUAUGUUACCUUGGGGUAAAUACGGUCGGAUGGAAUUACCAAAAUUGUUAGUGACCCUUAAACAGGACAUGGGACCAAUUGUACGAGCUCCAGCAUUUAUGGGUCGUCCCACAUCGGUUAUAACUCAUAAUCCAAAUGAUUUUGAAAUUGUAUUUCGCAAUGAAGGUAUAUGGCCCAUAAGACCGGGAGGUGAUGCUCAAACGUAUCAUCGAACAGUACAUCGAAAGGAUUUCUUUGAGGGUGUUACGGGUUUAGUGGCAGUGCACGGUGAAAAAUGGGGCAGUUUCCGAUCAGCUGUGAAUCCUGUCCUACUGCAACCCAAGAAUGUACGGGUAUAUUUGCAUAAAAUGGCCCAAGUGAAUGAUGAAUUUAUUAAAAGAAUUCGUCAAAUACGUGAUCCCGAAACGUUGGAAGUUCCUGCCACUUUUCAAGAGGAAAUGAAUCGUUGGACCUUAGAAUCGGUAUCCGUUGUGGCUUUAGAUAAACAAUUGGGUUUGAUUACAACAAAUCGUGAUAAUCCCGAUCUGAAGAAAAUGAUUUCAUUACUAAAUGAUUUCUUUGAAUUGGGAUUGAAACUUCAAGUGGGAAUUCCUAUUUGGAAAUAUUUCAAGACACCGAAAUUCUGGAAAUUUAUGAAAGUCCUUGAUGGUCUAUUGGAAAUUGGUAAUAAAUAUGUAAAUGAGGCCAUUGAACGUCUCGACGCAGAGAAGAAGAUGGACUUGCCAGAGAAACCAGAAAAUGAGAAAAGUGUAUUGGAGAAGUUGAUUAAAAUUGAUAGGAAAAUUGCCACUGUUAUGGCCAUCGAUUUGAUAUUGGCUGGAGUCGAUACGACUUCCACAACAUUUACUGCCCUUUUGCUGUGUCUGGCUAAACAUCCCGAGAAACAAGAAAAGUUGCGUGAGGAAAUUCGACAAAUUCUACCUCACAAAGACUCUCAAUUUGAGCCAAAUUCUCUGAACAAUAUUCCCUAUACCCGAGCGUGUAUAAAGGAGGCCUUACGCAUGUAUCCCCUAACAGUGGGCAAUACUCGCAUUUUGGCUAACGACGCUGUUCUAAGUGGUUACCAAGUACCCAAAGGUACCCAAGUCACCAUGGUAUCGACUGCUUUGUUGCAGGAGGAUGAACACUAUACCAAAGCUAAGGAAUAUUUACCAGAACGUUGGCUACGUCCCAACAAGGCGGCGGAGGAAGCCGGCGAAUGUCCUCAUGCUCUUAAAGCCAGCAGUCCAUUUAUUUAUUUACCCUUCGGCUUUGGUCCACGUAGUUGUGCUGGUCGUCGUAUUGUUGAAAUGGAACUGGAAUUGGGUAUAGCUCGGUUGGUGCGAAAUUUCCAUAUUGAAUAUAAUUAUCCGACAGAUAAUGCUUUUAAAUUUAAACUUAUUAAUAUACCGAAUAUCCCGUUGACAUUUAAGUUUACCGAUGUUGAAAAUUAA